AGAACAAGACCAGCCAUGAGCCACUCUUCAAUGCAUACCUCCACCUCCUACAGGCGCACCUUUGGAAGCCCACACCCCAUCUCCAUGUCCUCUUACUCCUCCGUGUCUUCCCGUAUGCCCGUUUCCGGAGGGCGCUAUAUGCGUUCAAUGUCACCUGUGGUUACGUCCCGCGCCACCACCUACCAACAACAGCGUUCCCGCUCCAGCACCCAGCCCCCUCGCGUCUCCUACGACAAGGUGGACUUCACCCUGGCUGAAGCCAUCAACCAGGAGUUCCUAACCACCCGCAGCAACGAGAAGGCCGAGCUGCAGGAGCUCAAUGACCGCUUCGCCAGCUUCAUCGAGAAGGUGCGCUACCUGGAGCAGCAGAAUGGUGCGCUGCAACAGGAGCUCAACCAGUUCAAGGGCCAGCAGCAGCAUGGUCAGCCCAACCGCGCCACCGACCUGUUCCAGGAGGAGCUGAGGGAGAUGCGGCGCCAGAUGGACGCCAUCGGAAAGGACAGGGACCAGUACCUACUGGAGAGGGACAACCUGGCUGAGGACCUGGCCCUGCUCAAGCAGAGGUUGGAGGAAGAAGCCCAGAAGAGGGCAGAUGCUGAGAAUAACCUGCUUGCCUUCCGCAAGGAUGUGGAUGAUGCCACGUUGUCCCGUCUGGAGCUGGAGAGGAAGAUUGAGUCUCUGAUGGAUGAGAUUGAAUUCCUUAAGAAGCUCCAUGAUGAAGAAAUCCAAGAAGUUCAAGUGAGUGUCCAGACCCAGCAGCUGAAGAUGGAGGUGGACAGCAGCGCCAGGCCUGACCUCACCGGUGCUCUGAGGGACAUCAGGGCCCAAUAUGAGACCAUUGCCCUAAAGAACAUGCAGGAAUCUGAGGACUGGUACAAGUCCAAGUUUGCUGAUCUGACUGAGUCUGCAAAGCGCAACACUGAUUCUCUGAGGCAGGCCAAGCAGGAGGCCAAUGAGUCCAGGAGGCAGAUUCAGUCUCUCAACUGUGAAAUUGAUGCACUGAAGAACACAAAUGAAGCCCUGCUGAGGCAGAUGCGUGAUAUGGAGGACCAGUUUGGCAAUGAGAUUGGCAACUACCAGGACAACGUGGGCAGACUGGAGGAUGAGAUCCGCCACCUGAAGGAGGAGAUGGCUCGCCACCUUCGGGAGUACCAGGACCUCCUCAAUGUCAAAAUGGCUCUGGACAUUGAGAUCGCUACUUACCGUAAACUGCUGGAGGGAGAGGAGAGCAGGAUUACUGUUCCCAUCGUCAAUCUUGGCAUGAGCAACCACUUUGGUGAGCGAGACUAUGAACAAACUCCAAGCAGCAUGAGCAAGAGGACUGUGGUGAUAAAGACAGUUGAGACUAGAGAUGGAGAGGUGGUGAAGGAAUCCAGGAGGGAGAAGGAGAGAGACUCUGAUAGAACCGACAAGGACGACAAGGACGAGUAGAUAAAAACUGAUUAGAAAAUGUGAAGGCCAGAGCCAUGAGGGAAACAAUACAUUAGAAAGAG
Molecule: messenger RNA, 1493 nt
Organism: Chelmon rostratus (copperband butterflyfish)
Lineage: Eukaryota; Metazoa; Chordata; Actinopteri; Chaetodontiformes; Chaetodontidae
Gene: prph
Product: peripherin
Exons: 9
Coding region: 16-1431 (471 amino acids)
Cellular component (GO): type III intermediate filament; plasma membrane; axon
Molecular function (GO): structural molecule activity
Source: RefSeq, a predicted model, not a curated record